AUGGCGACCGAUGGCGAUGAUGCAGAGACGAGAAAGCAAUUGAAAGCGAUGCUUUGGUAUACGCUGGGCAACCUGACGCGCAAACACGCAGACCUCUUCGACACAGAGGUAACGCCGCAAUUCAUAGCCGGGCUGGUAGAGAUUACCUGGGCGCAGCUGGAGACCGUGGGCCAGGAUCUAGAGAUGUUUGCAAACCAUGCCGGCCGCUCGACCAUUAACGCGUCGGAUGUCCUGCUCCUGGCAAGGCGUAACGAAGGCCUCGAAUCUAUCCUGCGCGAGUAUGGCGACCACUUAGAAGCCGAAAGGGAGCAGCGUACCGCGAAGGAUAGGUAG
Arthroderma uncinatum is the source of this 333-nucleotide messenger RNA. RefSeq lists its product as uncharacterized. The record is from RefSeq and is a predicted model, not a curated record. Gene Ontology annotation, biological process: resolution of meiotic recombination intermediates; replication fork processing. Bases 1 to 333 code for a protein of 110 amino acids. The transcript is spliced from 4 exons. Gene Ontology annotation, cellular component: Fanconi anaemia nuclear complex; FANCM-MHF complex. Lineage: Eukaryota; Fungi; Ascomycota; Eurotiomycetes; Onygenales; Arthrodermataceae. Gene Ontology annotation, molecular function: protein heterodimerization activity; chromatin binding.